AUGGCCUCCUCCAUCAUUACUUUUCUUCAUUCAGCCAUGUAUGAUUUGGCUUCACUGCAGGAUAAGUGUCCUGAUGAUUUGAAGCAGUCUGAAUUUGUGAUACUGAGGCACAGGUUGAGGAAUCUUAAGACAUUUCUUCUGUGCACCCGAAAACUGGGCCGUGAUGUCCAUUUGCAAGGCGAUGAGACCAGUGAUAAUAAGGACCGAAGUCUCGCAUCCCUCCUGGUGAGGAUCAAAGAAGCAGUUUCCAGAAAUGCACAGAAAAUUCACACUUACCGUCUUAGUUUGGAAAUUGGAUUUUGUAUGGAUGUUAUAGAUGAGGUUGAUAAAUUUCAAGCGGACAUUGAGUCCUUUGAUGAAGUCAUAAAUGAGUGGUACAUCACAUUUUCGGACUAUUCAUGGCAAUCAACUUCGCCAGCUGAGGUUCUUGAUAUCAUUGAUUCUGUUCAGGAUAAUCUCGCGGAGUUUCUCAUUAUGCCUAUUCACAAUGAUUUUGUUGUGAAUCAAAUUGAAGACUUAGGCGAGAAGAUAAAAUUAUUGAGAAGUUUCAUUCCUUUUGCUGUACUGGCUGUACUGACAAGUGCUGAGCACCGACAACUGGGAGAUCUGCUGGCUCACAUUGAAGCUGUUGUUACCGAGACAGCACAUCUAACAGCACAACAUACUUUGACUAAAUCUUAUCUGUUUGAGAUGGUUUUUGGUGAAAAGUGGUGGAAAGGAAUGCCGGAGGAGAUUUCCUUGCUGCUGCAGAGGAUCAAACCUAUUGAUCGUCGAGUUUGUGAAAUUUAUAUCCAAGCCCUGGUCAGCUUAAAGUUGUCUAAACAAUUAGACAUUGGAAAUCUGGGCUUAAAUGAUAAUACUGGAAUCAUCAUGAUGGAUUUCAUUGAUUUUCUCCUGUUUGUUCUUUGGGAGUUGCUACAACUUGAUGUUGGUCUUGCAGUUUCUUGGAAGGAUCAGAUGCAAGAGCUUGCAGAGGGACUAAGAUACUUGAGAACAAGUCUCAAAAAUCAGCAAAACAAGUUCAAUGAGAGUAUCAGGGAGCCGACUAGAGUACUGAUAUGUGAUGCUGGAAUCAUAAUCUUUUCACUUUAUCAAAAUGAUGUCAAAGUAGAUCAUGAGUUAACUAAUUUGUUAGGGAAAAUUAAGCUUCUCAGAGAAGAAGUUGAUGAGAAAGUUCCAGAAACAUCAACUUUCAACCUCCCUAAAACUAAUCAGUUGGGAUUCAUCGAUUUUCUCUUGGAAAAUUUGAUGGAACUAAUAAAUGAUGAGGCUUAUUCAUUUUCCUGGAGUCAAGUUCAAGCCAUCCAUGGAGAGCUUGUUUGCUUAAGAUCUUUCUUGGGAGAGAUUGUAGAGUUCCACGAUGAACAAGAGCAACUUCGAGUUCUUUGGGAUCGUAUUAUGGAGAUCGCCUGUAGGGUGGAGUUAGCCAUUGAACAAUUGGUACUUGGACAUGCUGGAGAUUCUUUAUCAGCACCAUUUGAUUCCAUAAUAAAUGACAUCAGCAUUUUUAAAGCUGAUUUCUCAAAGAUUCUCCCCGGCAUUAAAAAGGACAUAAAGGUCCAGGAUGUUGUUUGGACAUCUAGUCAUGUCCAGCCACAAGGUCACUCCCUGAUAGCUGAUGAAGUUGUAGGUCUCGAGUUUGAGGUGGCACCCAUAAAAGGUCGGCUUACAAGAGGAUCAAAGCAAUUACGGGUUGUUUCCAUUGUUGGCAUGCCAGGAUUAGGUAAAACAACAAUUGCCACAAAACUCUAUAAUGAUUUUACAGUUAAGCACCAUUUUCAUGUCCAUGCAUGGUCAACUCUUUCUCAAGAAUUCAACAAAAAGAAAGUCUGUCUUGAACUUUUGAAUGGUAUUGUUCCCAAUAAACAUUUUGCCAUGGAUGAAGUAGAUUUGGCUGAAGAGCUCCGGCGUCGCUUGAAAGGACGGAGAUAUCUCAUUGUUUUGGAUGAUGUAUGGGACAUUCAAGCCUGGAACAGCUUGGCAGGAUCAUUGCCAAAUGAUUCUAAUGGAAGUAGAAUUAUCUUGACAAGCCGACUUCGUGAAGUUGCUCCUGCAGCUUUGCUCGAUGCAGAGCCUCAUUUUCUUCGCCAACUCACUAUUGAUGAGAGCUGGGAGCUACUACAGAAGAAGUUAUUCCAUGGAAUUAGUUGUCCUCCCGAAUUACAUGAGCUUGGAAUAAAAAUUGCUGAAAAAUGUAAAGGGUUACCUCUUACAGUUGUCACUAUAGCUGGUCUUCUGGCAAACACGAGGCUGGAGGUUUGGCAUGGAGUUCUGGAAAGCUUAAGUUCAGGCAUUGUUUCCACAACUGAGCAAUGCAUGAACACAUUAGAAUUGAGUUACAAACAUUUACCUGAUUACUUGAAACCUUGCUUUCUCUAUUUUGGAGCAUUUCCGGAAGACACAGUGAUCUCAGUCAGGAGCCUAAUCUUGUUGUGGAUUAGUGAAGGGUUCGUCCGAAAAUCUGAGUUCAAGAGCUUAGAAGAGGUUGCAACAGAUUACCUGAUGGAUUUGAUUGGCAGAAGCUUAGUUAUGGUUUUCUGGAAAAGAUCCAUUGGUGGUGUCAAAGCUUGUCGCGUUCAUGAUUUGCUACAUGAUUUUUGCUUGACAAAAGCGAAAGAAGAAAAUCUUUUCCUACUACUCCGAGGAUAUGAUGAGCUUUCAGCAUUUCACAAGCCAUGCCGAAGAUUAUGCAUUUACUCCACGCAAAAGCAUUUAAAGGAGUCAAAGCUAUUUAGUCCUCGAGUACAUUCCCUCCUCUUCUUUGAUCAAACAGAAUGGUAUGAACAAACUUCACUUGAUAUCUCCUUCAUUCUUCGCAGCUUCCAACUUCUUAGGGUGUUAAACAUCCGCCAAAUCAAUUUAGGCCCGGUGUUUCCAGAUGAAAUCGAACUUCUUGUUCAAUUGAGAUAUUUGUCAGUUCAUGGAGAGAUGGAUGCCAUCCCAUCGUUAUUAGGUAACCUCUCCAAAUUAGAAACCUUAAUUGUGUUUUCAUCAAGAAAGGUUUCAUUGCCAAAUACUCUCUGGAAGCUGCAAAGGUUGAGACAUCUUUACAUUAGGGUGGAUCCUUUUGGUUUCGGUUUCAGUUUGCCUACAGAAAAUCUUGACAACACCCCUCGUUUACAUGAGUUGGUGAGCUUUUCGGGUGCAAUCAUUUCAUCAUGGAAGCUCAUGGAAAGCCAGUUGAAAAAGUUUCCAAACAUGCGCAAACUGAAAUGCAAACUCUUUGAAUACGAUGAUGUUGAUCCUGAGAUUUGCGUCGAGAUUAUGGUUCCUGAAUCUCUGAGUCGACUAGAAUCGCUUAAUCUGUCGCUGUUUGAUGAAAACCGGAAACACAUUGACUUUGAGUUUCAUCUCCCCGCAAAUCUGAAGAAGCUGACUUUGUCUCUCUUUAGGUUGCCCUGGGCUAAAGCUUCAGUAAUUGGGAAACUGCCUAAUCUUGAGGUUCUAAAAUUGCUCACUGACGCCUUCUCAGGAGAGUCAUGGGACAUGGAAGAAGGGGAAUUCGCGAAUCUUAGAUUCCUGAAAUUGGAAUCCUUGGACAUUGUCAGGUGGACAGCUUGUUCUGAUGAUGAUCAGUUUCCCAAUCUUCAGAAGUUGGUCCUGAAUUAUUGUCCCAAGUUGGAAGAGAUCCCCUGUUGUUUAGAAAACAUUUCAACUCUUGAAGUGAUUGAGGUCUCAUCCUGUUGGGAAGGCAUCUCGAGUUUAGUCGAACAGAUUCAGGAGGUGCAGACAGAUAUGGGAAAUUCAGCCCUGAAGAUCAGCAUCAGCCAUGUGAGCAAAUCUUCCUAA
Oldenlandia corymbosa var. corymbosa is the source of this 3789-nucleotide messenger RNA. Lineage: Eukaryota; Viridiplantae; Streptophyta; Magnoliopsida; Gentianales; Rubiaceae. The record is from the annotation of a GenBank genome assembly.